GGUGCCUAGAGGCGCGCUGGGCUCUGCGGCUCCAGCUCGCGCGAAGCCUGUUGCUCGCCUCUGCGGGCCGCCGCUUCCCGCCAGGUGCCCCGGGGCCGGCGGCCGGAGGGGCUGAGGCGCGCCGGCAGCCCCCAGCCCUCUCCCUGUCCCCGCGCUUCUCCUAGACCGGGCUUCUAGAGCGCCGACGCCGGAGAGCCUUCCAGUGCGCCCCGGACUGCGCGCCGAGAAUCCCCGGGCGCCGAGCGGCGAUGAACUCCACCUUCCUGAACCACAGCGGCCUGGAGACAGCGGGUGGCUUGGGCGGCGGCGGCGGCGGGGCUGCGCUGGGGAACCGCAGCCACGGGCUGGGCACGUGGCUGGGCUGCUGCCCCGGGGGCGCGCCGCUGUCCGCCAGCGACGGGGUCCCCGCGGGGCUGGCACCGGACGAGCGCAGCCUGUGGGUGUCGCGCGUGGCGCAGAUCGCCGUGCUCUGCGUGCUGUCGCUCACUGUGAUCUUCGGCGUCUUCUUCCUGGGCUGCAACCUGCUCAUCAAGUCCGAAAGCAUGAUUAACUUUCUGAUGCAGGAGCGCCGGCCUUCCAAGGACGUGGGCGCUGCCAUCCUGGGGCUGUACUGAGCGCCGCCUCUGCCCGCCCUCGUCAGCGCGACUGGAAGACCGAGGAGAGCCCAGGACCCUAGAUCCUCCUUCCCGAGCUCUGCCGCCGCCGCCUCCGGGAGGGCAGCUCGAGGGGCUCCCCCCAUCCCCGACCCGCAAAGCGCCACGGGGCGCCCACCCCCAGGACACUGCAGGACUCCAGGCGGCGGCGCGGGAAGGGACUUCCACACCAGACUGCGUGCGGUCCAGCCUUGGUGGGCAGGAUGGGGGUUCUUAAACUGUUUUUUUUUUUUUUUCCUAAGUUCUGGACAGGGUGGUGGGAGAGGCUGUGGGAAGCAGCUUGGGGCUGAGGUCACUCGCGUGGGAAUUUUGUGUGUAUGUAGGUGGGGUGGGGUGGGGGCCAGUUCCGAGCAGCAUGGCGAGGUGGGGGAGAGUGCAGUUGUGGAUGAAUCUGAGUCACUGAGAUUGUUGGGCUUGUUGGCCUGAUUUCGCAUUUGAGAAGAGAUCUUAUAAUAAAGCUACAGCCGUCGGGGGCUUCCUCUGUG
Capra hircus (goat) is the source of this 1138-nucleotide messenger RNA. RefSeq names its product reprimo like (gene RPRML). Lineage: Eukaryota; Metazoa; Chordata; Mammalia; Artiodactyla; Bovidae. The record is from RefSeq and is a predicted model, not a curated record. The coding region runs from base 249 to 614 and encodes 121 amino acids. The transcript has a single exon.